AUGGGUUUAGGUUCAUCAGAAAUUGGAUAUAUAGUGUCCAUUAUUGUUCUACUUUGCAUUUCCCAGUGCUAUGCCAAAAGAAAAGUGUUCAAUAUUAUUGAUUUUGGCGCCACACCUGAUGAAAGAACAGAUAGCAGUAAGGCUUUGCGUGCGGCAUGGAGUGAAGCGUGUGCAAAUAAUGGAGGUGGUGUGAUUUUGGUACCAGCGGUAGGGAGGUUCUUGGUCUUGCCCGUGUUGCUUCAAGGUCCUUGCAAAGGCAUCAUUGAACUGCAGGUUGAUGGCGAUCUCUUGGCUUCCUCACACAAGGCUUUUGCCAUUGGUUACUCUUGGUUCAAAUUCUAUGGAGUCAACAACUUGGUUAUCAAGGGUCUAGGCCGCUUCGUUGGCCGAGGUCGAACCGCUUGGCCUUACAAUACCUGCAAAUAUGGAUCAUGCAGUCGCCUUCCUAUUACUAUAAAUCUCCAAUCAAUCAACAAUUUAAGGAUCAGGGACAUAACAUCGGUAAAUAGCAAACUCUACCAUUUCAACGUGCAUGGAUGCAAUGAUGUAGUGUUUGAUAACGUUAAAGUAAUAGCACCAGGUGAAAGUCCUAACACGAAUGGCAUCCACAUUUCCAAGUCGACGGGUGUCACCAUAAAAAACUCAUUCAUCGCCACAGGAGAUGAUUGCAUCUCCUUUGGCCGUGGAAGUAAGGACGUUAAAAUAACCAACGUUCAUUGCGGUCCUGGCCAUGGAAUUAGCAUCGGUAGUCUCGGAAAGUUCCCAGAUGAACCAAAUAUUAAUGGAAUCAUAGUAAGCGACUCCAAAUUCGUUGGCACGACAAAUGGUGUUCAGAUCAAAACAUGGUCCAAAUCAUAUCCAAGUGUGGUUAGCAAUAUUACAUUUGUGAAUCUCGAAAUGUAUAAUGUCGAACGCCCUAUCAUGAUCGAUCAAAACUACUGUCCCAACAAUGCUUGCAAGAACAAUAAAGUGAGCGUGUCAAGAAUACAAAUUAAAGAUGUGAAGUUUGAAAACAUAUGGGGAACAUCAUCGGAGCACUUGGCAGUAACUUUGAAAUGCAGCCAAGUUUUUCCAUGCCAAGGCAUAGUGUUAAACAACAUCAACCUAGUCUUCAAUGGCAGUGGCUCCUCAACUUCGAUAUGCCAAAACGUCGAGGGUUCGGCUUCUCGCCCUCUUCGGCCUCCCUCUUGCCUUUAA
Molecule: messenger RNA, 1197 nt
Organism: Cucurbita pepo subsp. pepo (vegetable marrow)
Lineage: Eukaryota; Viridiplantae; Streptophyta; Magnoliopsida; Cucurbitales; Cucurbitaceae
Product: exopolygalacturonase-like
Biological process (GO): carbohydrate metabolic process
Molecular function (GO): polygalacturonase activity
Source: RefSeq, a predicted model, not a curated record